AUGGGGUCAUCCGGCCUCCCGGCGCUAUUACCGCUACUGUUGGUCCUGGUUGUAUUCCAGUUCACGCAUGGUGCCACGGCUUCAACGCCAAGCGUACCUGUCACCGCCAACUAUGUCGGCGGAGUCACAGGCGUGACGAUUGACGUGUCUCAGCCGUACGAGGGUUGGGGCGGCAAGUCGCUGAUGGAGCUGGAGGCCGCCGCGAAAGCCGCCGCAGAAGCCGCCGCGUCAGCGACGGCCUCAUCCGAGGCCGGCGGGGGCGUGCCAGAGGAAGGAUAUGCCGAGGGCGGGUUGCGCCGGAGCCUUGCUGGCAGCUCCGCGCUAAACCCACUCGCGUCCGCGUGGCACAGUCUCCUGAUCGCGCAGUACAUGAGUCGCACCACGGCGUGCGGCGCAACGCUAACGCGCGCGUGCCGCGCGCUGCAGAUGGCGGACAGCCUCGUCAAGUCGGGCAAGCCGGGGCAAGCCGUCGCGCAGACCAAGCUGGCAAGCUCGCUUGCACGCGCAUGCGAGGGGAGCGUCCCGGCGAACGCAUUGCAGCAAAUACGCCUCGCCCUGCCGCAGAUAGGCCUGGGGCAAAAUGCUCUUUUGGCUGGUGGGUCGAAAUCCGUGCGCCCGUCGAGUACGAGCGGAAAGCAAUCAAGCUCGUCGGGAAAGAGAACGACGUCGACUGGGAGGAAGAAGGGAGGGCACAAGUGGAAGGAUACCCCUGCUACGUCAAACCGCAAAAAGGGCGGCCACAAGUACAAGAAUGCCCCAGCCACGAGUGGCCGCGUAAAAGGGGGGCACAAGUACAAGCGGGGCGCAAGGAGAGGUGGUUCGCGACGUGGGCGAGGCUCGCGAAGCGGUUCGCGAAAGAGCGGGAAGUCCUCGAAGGCGCCUGCGACGAAAUCUGGCGAUAUGGGUUGGUUGGGACACAACGACGUUGCGCAGGGGAUAAUGCAGUGGCUGCCGUAUGGUAACCCGAUCGACGACUGCUGGAUGGGUCCCAACUGGCAAGCCACCCCGACGAAAUUGGCGAGCUGCGUCGAGGGUUACGCGACGGGAACCACUGGCGGCGCGAACGGGCGCAUCUACCACGUGACGUCGAAUCAGGACGAUCGGAUCAGCCCCAAGCCAGGCACACUGCGAUACGGCGCGACCCGGGCCGAGCCGCUGUGGAUUGUGUUCGAUGACGAUUUUGACUUUAGCGGGUUGGAGGCGGAAAUCAUCGUGUAUAACGACAAGACGGUGGACGCGCGUGGGCGAAAGAUCACGAUGGGUAACGGGCCGUGCAUGGCCAUCGAGUUUUCGCACAACGUCAUCGUGCACGGCAUGGCGUUCAAAAACUGCAAGAAUCGUGUCGGUGCGAUCUCGCUGACCACGGGCCCGGACAAUACAGUGGGCGGGCGGAACUACCUUAACGGGUACGGGCUGUACAUCUACGCGUCGCACCACGUGUGGGUGGACCACUGCUCGUUCGACUACGCGGACGACACCCACAUUGAUAUUGUCGCGACCAGCACUGCUGUCACUGUAUCCAACUGCUACUUUACAAAUCAGGAUAAGGUCAUAUUGAUGGGUCAUGACGACACGUACAGUGCUGACCGUGCCAUGCGUGUAACUGUCAUGCUGAACAAGUUCGGCCCUAAGCUGUCGGAACGCUUGCCUCGGGGCAGGUUCGGGCAGUUCCACGUGGUGAACAACUACUACCCGAAUGGAUGGGGCAUCUAUGCCAUUGGUGGCAGUGCUGACCCGACAUUUCUGAGCGAGGGGAACUAUUUCGUGGCGAAUAACGUUCCGUAUCUCAAGGAGGUGACAAAGCACAACAUAGCAGCAGGGCAGACCACGUACAUGAACUGGGACUGGCAGUCAGUGGGUGACCACUUUGAGAAUGGGGCAUUUUUCACCAAGAGUGGGUCGCCGGGCUAUAAACCUUCGUACUCCUACAAAGCACUCAGUGCUCUUGAGGUGUACGACACGGAGAACCUGAACCAGAAGGAGAAGUUCGAGGCGGACUUGAAGAAAGAGAUCAAGAAGCUCCAGCGGUACCGUGACCAGAUCAAGACAUGGAUCCAGUCCAGCGAAAUCAAAGACAAGAAGGCUCUGCUGGAUGCGAGGAAGCUGAUAGAGCGGGAGAUGGAGCGGUUCAAAGUGUGCGAGAAAGAGACCAAAACGAAAGCCUUCAGUAAAGAGGGGCUCGGCCAACAGCCAAAGACGGACCCGAGAGAAAAGGCCAAGUCGGAGUCUCGUGAUUGGUUGAAUCAGAUGGUGAGCGAGCUGGAGUCACAGAUUGACGGGUUUGAGAGCGAGAUGGAGGGGCUGCAGGUCAAGAGGGGCAAGCAGCGCCCGCCACGCCUGAUGCAUCUGGAGGAGUCGAUCACGCGGCACAAGGCGCACAUCACACGCCUGGAGAUGAUUCUGCGGCUGAUGGACAACGAUGAGCUGAGCCCCGAGCAGGUCACGGACGUGAAAGACCUCGUGGAAGAUUAUGUCGAGAGGAACCAGGACGACUUUGAGGAGUUCUGUGAGCCGGACGAUCUGUACGAGUCGCUGCCGCUGGAGAAGAUGGACACACUCGAGUCGCUGGAGUCGGUGCCCAUCGUGCCGCAGGCCAUUGUGGUCAAGGAGAAGGCUGCUGUCGCUGCUGCCUCGGGGCUUGCACUCCCCAAGUCCAUCCUCACCGCCUCCUCCCUGCCGAAAUCGGGACCAUCAGGAACACUCGCGCAUCCCUCACCCCCCUCCGUCUCGUCUGGAGAUCUUGGCUCUUCCAAUGGGACGGCAGGAGCCAUGGCUUCAGGCUCGGCAGGAGGUCCGGCAGCCAGUGCAGCUUCGGCUUCAGCAGCUGCAAAGUCAGGGAAGAAAGGGGCGAGUUUGGCGUCGAUUGUUGGUGGUUCUGGCACUCCCGGCGCUGGUACUGCUGGUGCUGCCGCCUCUGCUGUUGCUGCUGCUGCUGCUGCUGCUGCUGCUGCUGCUGGAGCUGUCAUUGCGGGCCCAGGGCCUAGGUCCAUCAAUUCUCCUCCUCCGCCGUUUGCCGUUUCUGGGGCUGCCGCACCUGCUGCUGCCGGACCUGCAGGUUCGGCCGUGCCUAGCUACUCCCACGCUGCAGCUGGCGGGGUGCAGCAGCAAGCAGGUGAAGCAGCCGCAGCAGGCCUGCUGCCUGGAGUUGGGCUGGCCACUGGUCAGUCUGUCCCUGGGAGCAUCAAUGGAGCUGCUGUGGUUGGUGUUAAUGGCACUAAUGGACUGGCCACAAGACCUCCCUUGCUCUCCAUGGGCUCUUCUCCCGUCCCUCCCUCUACCCUUGCUUCUGGUCCCACACAAUCCAGUGCAGUGAUGUCCACUGGCCUUGCUCCGGGCGGCCUCGUUCGUCCGUUUGCAGCCGCAGCAGGUGGGGCACCAGGUGCCUCGUCAGGUGCUGCUGAUGCCGCCACCGCAGCAACGGCUACACCAGGCUCGUCCAUCCUUUCGUCCGGCCUUCCCGGAGCAGCAGGCUCGGCGGCAGGCCUGGGAGUCGGCUCGGUGGGAGGCUUGGCACCGCCAGGUUCGGCAGGCACAGGAAUGAUGAUGCCAGGCGUAGGCGGCGUGGGAGGGGUGGGGCAGGGAGGGGUGGGAGCAGGGCUGGGAGCAGCAGCAGCGAAUGUGCUGAGUGCUCAGCAGAGGAUGUUCAACGCGGUGGGGGCACAGUGGAGACCAGGGCUGCCAAGCUCAGCUGCUUUCCAGCAGCUGCAGGGAGGCGUGGCUGCUGCUGAUGGCUCUGGCGGGCUGUCUGCUCUUCCUGCUGGGGUCCGCUUCCCUCCCGGGUUUCAACGCACUGAAAUUGCGCCGGACCAGAAGCAGAGGUACAUCACCCGGUUUCAACAGGUGCAGCAGCAGGGGGUCACCGCUGCUGUCAUGGCUGCUGCUGCUGCCGCCGCCGCUGCUGGCGCAGGCUCGGCAGCAGGUUCGGGAGCAUCCCUUGCUGGUUCGACGUCGGCUGGGAACUUGUCGUCUCCGUUGCUGGCCUUGCAGCAACAUCCCGUGCUGUCCCAGUCGCCUCUUCCCCCGCAGCAGCAGCAGCAGCAACAGCAACAACAAAUGCAACAGCAGCAGCAGCAGCAGCAAGUACUGGCAUCUCAAUCAUCAGCAGGAGGAGCUGCAGGGGUGGGGGCAGAAGGACAGGCAAGGCAGGGUGGAGGGCAGGAAAAGACUGCUGCUACAGCCGCCGGGGCAGGUGCUUUUGCUGGUGCAUCGCUCUCAGCACCCGGGGUCAUCGGAAGAAAGCAAGGGGGUGCGGGGAUGGGCGACGCAGGGCCGAUCAGCGACCCCAUGUCUCUAGCCGCUGCUGCUGCUUCUGGCAACGCAACUGGAGCAGGAGGAGCAGCAGCAGGAGCGGGAGCAGUGGGAGCAGUGGGGGCAGUGGGAGCGGGAGGGGUGGGGCAAGGAGGAGGAGGAGGAGCAGCAGCAGCAGGGGCACCGGUGGAUCAUGCACUGAAUCUGGCUCUGCUGGAUUCUUCCUUUGGGAACUUGCCACAGCCCAAGGACUCGGAACGACCCAGGGCCUACAUUCCGCGGAACCCUGCCAUCACGCCUGCCAGCUACCCCCAGGCGCCAGCAGCAGUGUUGGAGCACCCAGGGCUGUGGGAGCGGCUCGACAUGGAUGUUCUCUUCUUCGCCUUCUACCACCAGCAGGGCACAUACCAACAAUACUUAGCCGCUCGUGAGCUAAAGAAGCAGUCGUGGCGGUACCACAAGAAGUACAACACGUGGUUCCAGCGCCACGAGGAGCCCAAGCUCACCACCGAUGACUACGAGCAGGGCACCUACGUUUACUUUGACUUCCACAUCGUGCAUGACGACUACCAGACCGGAUGGUGUCAACGGAUCAAGACGGAGUUCACAUUUGAGUACAGCUACUUGGAGGAUGAGCUGCCUGCUGCUUAA
Molecule: messenger RNA, 4899 nt
Organism: Closterium sp. Naga37s-1
Lineage: Eukaryota; Viridiplantae; Streptophyta; Zygnematophyceae; Desmidiales; Closteriaceae
Source: the annotation of a GenBank genome assembly